Molecule: messenger RNA, 1543 nt
Organism: Macrobrachium nipponense
Lineage: Eukaryota; Metazoa; Arthropoda; Malacostraca; Decapoda; Palaemonidae
Product: alpha-L-fucosidase-like
Exons: 9
Coding region: 126-1472 (448 amino acids)
Biological process (GO): glycoside catabolic process; fucose metabolic process
Cellular component (GO): lysosome
Molecular function (GO): alpha-L-fucosidase activity
Source: RefSeq, a predicted model, not a curated record
CCUGAGAAUACGACAAUAUGUCACUGAUAACUAACUCCCAAGCAGUAGCCAUCAGCACAAGUAACCCCAACCAGUGUUGUUAAAUGUACUUAGCGUAAAGAAGUCAUCUCCAUGAGGACAUCAAGAUGAAUUGUCUGCGCCAUCUUCUUUACUUCGCAUUGUUGGCAACAGCCAGGGGCCAGUACACCCCAGACUGGGAUUCUUUGGACUCUCGCCCCCUUCCCCAGUGGUACGAUGAUGCUAAAGUCGGGAUCUUCAUCCACUGGGGGGUUUUCUCUGUCCCGUCUUAUGGGCUGGAGUGGUUCUGGUACCACUGGGAAAAUGGAUUUUCAACUUUCGUCAACUUCAUGGAGAGGAACUACCGACCCAACUUCACAUACCCAGACUUCGCUGCCCAGUUCACAGCUGAGUUUUACGAUCCUCACCAGUGGGCUGAGCUCUUCAAAGCCUCUGGGGCGAAGUACGUCGUGCUGACGAGUAAGCACCACGAGGGGUUUUGUAACUGGCCUUCCAAAAACUCUUGGCCUUGGACCAGCAUGCAACUGGGGGCUAAGCGGGAUCUAGUUGGUGAACUGGCCCAAGCUGUCAAGGAAUACGGACCAGAGUUGCGUUUUGGUCUCUACCACUCUCUGUUUGAGUGGUUCAAUCCCCUCUUCCAGGACGAUCAAAAGAAUAGUUACGAAACUAAUGAUUUUGUGACCCGGAAAACUAUGCCCGAGUUAUAUGACUUGGUAACCGCCUACGAACCGGAGAUCAUCUGGUCAGAUGGCGACGCGGGGCCGGACUGGUACUGGAACUCUACCGUCUUCAUUUCGUGGCUUUUCAAUGAGUCUCCGGUGAAGGACAGCGUUGUUGUCAAUGACAGGUGGGGAUGGGGAUGCCCUGGCAAUCAUGGGUCGUACUAUACUGUUCAAGACAGGUAUAAUCCAGGAAUUCUUCAGAACCACAAGUGGGAAAACGCCUUCACGCUCGACUAUAUUUCUUGGGGUUAUAGGAGGGAGGCUCGUGUCUUUUCCUACCUGCCAAUUGAAGAGGUUCUCUAUCAACUAGUGUCGACAGUUAGUUGUGGAGGGAAUAUUUUGGUGAACGUUGGACCGACCCAUGACGGGAUCAUUCCCCCAAUUAUGGAGGAACGUCUAAGGCAACUGGGUGAAUGGCUGGCCAUCAACGGGGAAGGGGUGUAUGGCUCACGCCCCUGGCUUCACCAGAAUGACACCUUGACAUCCGGUGUUUGGUACACAUCCAAAAACGAUAAAACCUAUGCCUUUGUACUGAACUGGCCAGAGGACACCUCAGUGACUCUGGGAGCUGUUGAAGCCACACCUGACACCAAAGUCAACAUGCUUGGUUACGUCGGAGAGCUGGAGUUCACCAUCCAGGAUUUGGGCAUGGAGGUUAUUUUCCCGAAGAUGUCGAGGGUGAAAAGCCAGUGGGCCUGGGUGCUUGAGAUGACCGCUGUCAAUGCCGCUUAAUGUACAGAUGUGAAAACAAUUAAGACACUGAAAGGGCGAGGACAACUAAUAAAUGUUUCUUCAUCCAUGUC